AUAACUGAAAAAUAUUGUUGUUUGUUUUAUUUUUAAACGCGGUAUACGUGAUUCCCAAUGUGUUGUUUUGUUAUGCGUCAAAUAGCGAUCCAUCCGAUGCGGCGCUGCAGUCGUCAUUGUCCAUAUUUUAUGAUCCUCUGUAUUCGACAUUCGUGUUAUUUAUAUUAUUUCUCACACACACCACAAUUUAUUUUGAUUUUGGUCAUUUUAUACUUCUCAUUUCAACAUUUGACUACUUGACUGUUGAAUGUUGUCAAUGUUGAUACUCAUAACUCAUUACAAACAUUUUAACAUUUACCUGCCAACUGUACUAGCUGGGGAUUUUGGAAGUUUGGAGAUUCUGUUCCUGAGGACUUACUGUAAUAGUAUACUUUUUGAAUUAUGGAUUUAUACACUCAAGAUAUAAUGAAACAAUGGGGUUUUUCAACUGAAAUAAUAACAAUAUUUAAAGGUAAAGAGAAUAAACACUCAAAAAUUGUCUAUUCAAAUCUGCAAACUAAUUUUAUACAUUUUUUAGAUCAAGAAAUAGAUCAAGUAGCACUAUUGAAUCUUACUGAGACUAUGAUAAUAGAGUUGUUGCCUAUAAUUGGUCAACGAUCUAAAUUUUUAAAACAUUUAGAAGAUUUAAAAAUACAAAAAAAUGUUUCUGUUGAUUCUAAAAAGAAACAUGAUAUAAUUGACUGGGAUAAUUUAGAAAUAGAGUUAGCUCCGAUGGAUAGCUUUGAAGAUGUUAAUUCUACAGAUAACAUAGUAUGUGAUACAAUACCUGACAAUUGUAAUACUGCAGUCCAAGAAUUCAAAGAUCAUUGUGGUAACCCCCUCAGUAUUUAAAUCAUUUUAUUAAUAUAAUUUAUACAUUAUGCUAUAUAGUAUUACCAAUAGUAUUAUAUUCAAUACUUACUAUAUAGUAUAGGUA
Molecule: messenger RNA, 916 nt
Organism: Myzus persicae (green peach aphid)
Lineage: Eukaryota; Metazoa; Arthropoda; Insecta; Hemiptera; Aphididae
Exons: 3
Coding region: 382-831 (149 amino acids)
Source: RefSeq, a predicted model, not a curated record